Cavenderia fasciculata is the source of this 1632-nucleotide messenger RNA. RefSeq lists its product as uncharacterized. The record is from RefSeq and is a predicted model, not a curated record. Lineage: Eukaryota; Evosea; Eumycetozoa; Acytosteliales; Cavenderiaceae. Bases 1 to 1632 code for a protein of 543 amino acids. The transcript has a single exon.
AUGAGCUCUAUAAAAAAAAUCAGCAACUAUGAUAAACUUGGAGUAUUACCAUCAUCAUUACAAUCAUUAGAGUUUGGUGAUUGGUAUAAUGAACCUCUACCAGUUGGAGUAUUACCAUCAACAUUACAAUCAUUGGUGUUUGGUCAUUUAUUUGAUCAACGUCUAUCAGUUGGAGUAUUACCAUCAUUAUUACAAUCAUUGAAGUUUGGUGACAGAUAUAAUGAACCGCUAUCAAUUGGAGUAUUACCAACAACAUUACUAUCAUUGGUGUUUGGUGAUAGAUAUAAUCAACCUCUAUCAGUUGGAGUAUUACCAACAUCAUUACAAUCAUUGGAGUUUGGUUAUAGAUAUAAUCAACCUCUAUCAAUUGGAGUAUUACCAACAUCAUUACAAUCAUUGGUGUUUGGCGGUGGAUAUAAUCAACCAAUACCAGUUGGAGUAUUACCAAUAACACUAAAAUCAUUGAUGUUUGGUAAUGACUAUAACCAACCAAUACCAGUUGGAGUAUUACCAACAUCAUUACAAUCAUUGGUGUUUGGUAUAGUCUAUAAUCAACCUCUAUCAGAUGGAGUAUUACCAACAUCAUUACAAUCAUUGGUGUUUAGUUAUGAAUAUAAUCAACCUCUAUCAGUUGGAGUAUUACCAACAUCGUUACGAUCAUUGGUGUUUCGUAAUAGGUAUAAUCAACCUCUAUCAGUUGGAGUAUUACCAUCAUCAUUACAAUCAUUGGUGUUUGGUAAUGAAUAUAAUCAACCACUAUCAGUUGGAGUAUUACCAACAUCAUUACAAUCAUUGACAUUUGGUAAUGACUAUAACCAGCCUCUAUUGGUUGGAGUAUUACCACCAACUUUACAAUCAUUGAAGUUUGGUGAUAGAUAUAACCAACCUCCAUCAGUUGGAGUAUUACCAUCAUCAUUACAAUCAUUGGUGUUUGGUCAUUUAUUUGAUCAACCACUAUCAGUUGGAGUAUUACCAACAUCAUUACAAUCAUUGGUGUUUGGUGAUGACUAUAAUCAGCCACUAUCGGUUGGAGUAUUACCAACAACACUACAAUCAUUGGUGUUUGGUGGUGGAUAUAAUCAACCUCUGUCAGUUGGAGUAUUACCAUCAUCAUUACAAUCAUUGGUGUUUGGUGAUGAGGAUUUGGCACCCCCCAUAAGAUUAUUAGUUGAUUUCAAGCAAUCAAUCGGUGCAAGCAGAAAAUUUAUUAAAUUAAGAUCGCAAGGAGUCUUUAAACUUCCAAGUAUCCAAGUUAAAAUAGUUCUUUCGACUCCAUCAGAACAACAUGCUGGUCUCGAUAUCACGUCGAUGUUGAACAACAUUGAACACCAAUCUACUAUUUCCAACUCCAAUCCCAACUCAAUCAAUUACGACCCUAACUAUUUAAUUGCAUAUCCUAUCAAGAAUACAGAGUUCAUUUCUGUCAACAACAACAAAUAUUUCAAAUUGCACAGUUUUCCAUACUCUAAAAACAAAGUAAUUUUAGUAAUAUGUGAAUCCUCUGGUGAGUUGGUAUGUAAACCAAUCACAUUUUGUCAUUCAUCAAUUAUUGCUAAUACAUAUCUUUUAGUUUGUUUACAAAGAAAUAGACUACUCCCACGAUCCAAAGAUCAAGGACAAAGUGCAAUUUGA